AUGUCGAAACUGAGAGCUCUACGCUUCGCCCUUUUGACCGCUGUAUCUGUUCAUGCAGCAGUCCAUCAAGGACUCGACGAAUUAGAUGCAGAGCAGGACUUCGAUUUCAUCGUCGUAGGCGGUGGAAUUGGCGGUUCUGUCGUCGCGAGUCGCUUGAGCGAAAAUCCGGAUUUCAAUGUUCUCCUUGUGGAGGCGGGGCCUGAUAACGAUGGUGUCCUCGAUAUUGCCGUUCCAGGGUACACAGACCGAAUUAACAGUACCUACGAUUGGAGAUUUAGGACGGAGCCGCAAAUUGGUUUAAACAAUCGCACUUUCUCCUACGACAGGGGACAUGUCCUUGGAGGAAGUAGCUCUGUUAACAGCAUGAUUUACACCAGAGGUGCCGCCGAGGACUAUGAUCGGUGGGCAGAGGUCACCGGUGAUAGCGGAUGGACUUGGGACGCGUUGUUCCCCUUGAUUAAACGGCACGAGAAGUUUGUCCCUCCGCCUGGAGGUCGCAACGUGACAGGACAGUACAACCCAGACGUACAUGGAUACGAAGGAAACUCCUUGGUCAGCCUCCCAUGGAGUGAGCCUACCGAGUUCGACAAACUUUGCUUGAAGAACGCAGAGGCUCAGAAGGAUGAGUUCCCCUUCAACAUUGAUCAGAACUCCGGCUCCCCAGUUGGUCUCACUUAUGGAAUCGUAGCGUGGAUGCAGUCGACUAUUGGCAACGGCGAAAGAAGCAGCGCGGCGACCGCUUACCUCGGCAACGACGUCAGAGCGAGGCCUAACCUCUCUAUUCUCCUUAACACGUACGCAACACGGGCCAUUCCUGUCGCACACUCGGGUGAAGGGCUAGACAUACGAACAAUCGAGUUAGCCCCGAGACGUGGAGCAGGAUCCUCGGUAACCCUGACAGCACGCAAAGAGCUCAUUCUCACAGCUGGUGCCUUCGGUACUCCUCACAUCCUGCUUAACUCGGGUAUCGGUGACCGCGAAGAGCUCGCGGACGUCGGUGUUGAAACAAUCCACCAUCUACCUGAUGUCGGGAAAGACCUGCAUGACCACGUCUUUGCAUCUGUGAUGUGGACAAAUCGUAUUCCAGCUCCACGACCGGUUUCUCCCGCCCAGGCACUUGCGGAAUGGCAAGCGAACAGGACGGGUCCUCUCACCGAGGCUGCCGGGGCUGGUCACCAGGUCCUCUGGUCACGCAUUCCAUCAGACUCACCCAUUUUCGAAGAGCAUGACGAUCCAGCCUCCGGUGUUAACGCACCCCAUAUCGAGACUUUCCUCGCGCCUUCUGCCAAUUUCCUCAUGAGUGGAGUGGUUCUCUUGACCCCAUACUCACGAGGGACCAUCAAGCUAAGGUCGAACGAUCCUUUCGAUCCUCCCCGCAUCGACCUCGCACUGUUGACCCACCCAUUCGACGUGCUCGCGCUGAAGGAAGGUAUCCGGAACACCCGUCGAUUCUUCAGUGGUCCCGUUUGGGAGGGCUACAGUCUCAGUACAUUCACUCCCAAUCCUGACACGGUUCCUGCCGAUGAGUAUGAGAGGUAUCUCCGGGGUGCUGCAGGAACAUUCGGGCACGCAGUUGGCACAGCGUCCAUGUCUGCGAAGGGCUCGGACAAGGGUGUACUGGAUCCUGACCUUCUUGUCAAAGGUGUCUCUGGACUGCGUGUGGUCGACGCUUCUGCGAUCCCCUUUGUACCAGCGGCGCACAGCCAGGCUGCCGUUUACAUUCUAGCUGAGCGAGCAGUAGAUCUUAUUCGGGAGGCUUGGAACUGA
This is a messenger RNA of Coprinopsis cinerea okayama7#130, 1767 nucleotides long. RefSeq names its product pyranose dehydrogenase. Gene Ontology annotation, molecular function: flavin adenine dinucleotide binding; oxidoreductase activity, acting on CH-OH group of donors. The transcript has 11 exons. The record is from RefSeq and is a predicted model, not a curated record. The coding region runs from base 1 to 1767 and encodes 588 amino acids. NCBI's taxonomy places the organism in Eukaryota, Fungi, Basidiomycota, Agaricomycetes, Agaricales, Psathyrellaceae.